Messenger RNA from Juglans regia (Persian walnut), 1759 nucleotides. RefSeq lists its product as uncharacterized. NCBI's taxonomy places the organism in Eukaryota, Viridiplantae, Streptophyta, Magnoliopsida, Fagales, Juglandaceae. Gene Ontology annotation, cellular component: membrane. Gene Ontology annotation, molecular function: ubiquitin-protein transferase activity; zinc ion binding. The record is from RefSeq and is a predicted model, not a curated record. The transcript is spliced from 10 exons. Gene Ontology annotation, biological process: protein ubiquitination. Bases 584 to 1330 code for a protein of 248 amino acids.
CCACUCAGUAGUCACUACUACUCAGACACUGAAAUAAACAAAGACGAGAUGGGAUUCCAUUGUACUAAUGAAAAUCAAACCACAAAAUCAAAAUACGACUAAAAGGUACUGAUAAAUAUGUGACAUGAAAUGCGGAGAAAGUAACUGAGAGGAAUCGUGGCGGUCGUGGUGGUGAUGGGGUUGGGCUUUUUGCCGUUAGAAUCUCUCCCUCAACUUUCUCUCUUCGAACCAAACACAUUACACAGAGAGAAUUUGUGUUUCUGUCUACCUUUGGAAUUGUGCUACCUUUACAAUUGAGCUUACCUUUAGAAUUGGUUUUGAUUACUUUUGUUAUAUACGGGGACACUCCAUCUGUUGCUUCGUUAAAUCAAAUAGGACGAAGAAGGCAAGGAGUGCUGCUUUCUUCGCUUGCAGAAGAUUCCAUUCCCAUUCUCAAGCUGUCUUCGUUUAAAGCAUGUUCUUUCAUCAAGCUUCAGUACUGCUCUUUUGACUGGCGACCGCUACUUUCUUGGGUUUCUUCUAAGUAGUCUUCUGUACUAUAUGCUGUAUACUUGCAUCGGCUAUCAUUUUCUGCCAUUACUAGAUGGGGGAUCAUUUCGUGUUGCUGAUGGAUCGGCUGCUCACUGAAUCUACUCUUGAAGCUGCUAUUGAGAGCAAAAACUUGAAGCAAGCCAUGCCCUCAGCAAGCCAAAAUUGUUUGAGUUCUUCCUAUAGGAUGGAUGUCAGUACUAAUAUAUGUCCAAGUAAAUUGGUAGAAUGUAGGAUUUGCCAUGAUGAGGAUGAAGAGUCAAACAUGGAGAUGCCCUGUUCUUGCUGCGGCAGCUUGAAGUAUGCGCACCGUAAAUGUGUUCAAAGGUGGUGCAAUGAGAAGGGUGACACCAUCUGUGAGAUUUGCCGUCAGCAUUAUGAGCCAGGUUAUACAGCACCUCCGCCUCUAUUUCACUAUGGUGGCAUUCCAAUAAAUCUCAGCGGAAAUUGGGAGAUUUCCAGAAGGGACCUGCACGACCCUCAAUUUAUACCAAUGGUUGCUAGUGAUCAUGAGUUUUUAAACACUGACUUUGAUGAAUAUUCAACUCCUUCAAGAAGCUUGAUUUGCUGCCGUGUAGUUGCUAUAAUUUUUAUGGUUCUUCUAGUUUUACGGCAUACUCUACCAAUCAUAAUCAGUGGAGCUGGAGAAUACUCAUUGACAUUGUUCACGUUACUGAUGUUAAGGAUCAUUGGGAUUCUUUUGCCAAUCUAUAUUAUGGUAAGAGCAUUCACUGCUAUCCAGCGUCGACGACACCAUCAGGAUCCUCACUUCUCCCUUGUCACUUCUCCUUAUCUCGAUUAAAGAAAUCCUAAAGUACUCACGUCUGCAUUGUGGAUUUUCUCAACAAUCUGCUCGUUCAGAUUUAGAAGCCAGGUUGAAGAGGAGACGCUCAAGAUGAUUGGUGCAAUAGUACCACUUUUGCCUGAAGGAAGCCUUUUAACUAGCUGCAUCUAUUUAUUAUAUAAUGACAGCUCCUUAUACGAAUUAUGAAGUAUUAUUGUUAAAGACUUAAAGCGACAGUGAAGUGUAUAUAUGAAUGGCAAUGCUGCUUUGAAAAUUGCCAAUGGGAAAGCCAAAAUUAAAGGGGCAUAUAAUGUUUGAUAGAGAGCUGGCGAUAAAUCGAAUCAAUGGUUAAUCCUGGUAAUGCGGGAGUACCAGAAACGACUUUUGACCCAUACGCAGAACCCCCGCCCCUUCAACUUCUACUUGAAUACUUAGUUUGUUCCUCUC